Hemicordylus capensis (graceful crag lizard) is the source of this 4019-nucleotide messenger RNA. It is a transcript of the gene PIRT, whose product is annotated as phosphoinositide interacting regulator of transient receptor potential channels. The record is from RefSeq and is a predicted model, not a curated record. The transcript is spliced from 4 exons. Gene Ontology annotation, molecular function: transmembrane transporter binding; phosphatidylinositol bisphosphate binding. Lineage: Eukaryota; Metazoa; Chordata; Lepidosauria; Squamata; Cordylidae. Gene Ontology annotation, biological process: positive regulation of cation channel activity; phosphatidylinositol-mediated signaling. Bases 561 to 986 code for a protein of 141 amino acids.
AUGAUAGCAGAGGGAAUAUCUGAGGCUGGGAGUGAAGCUACUUAGGAAAGCACGACAUCCACUUAGGGCACAUUCCAUGCCUGUGCGGAACAGCCAGCCAACGGCAGCAGGGAGCCCCUGGUCAUGGAACCAUUACAUUACGUUUGGAGAGGACACAGGCUGAGAGGGUCAAGGAUGGGGAGUGCUCUCAGCACAGGGGAAACACUGAAAUAAACAGCUCUGCAGCCUCUGAGAACUGCCUGUAGUCACUGGCAUCACGGUGGUGUUCAGUGCAGGCAGACCUCCGCAGCAAGGGGCUCAGCCUGUGUGGCUGCUAAGAAUCACAGCUGGCAUCAUCUUGACUGUGGGGAAGACUGGCUGAGACUCACAAGACCUAGAGCUAUGGGAAUGGAUGAUGGGAAAGUGUGGCCAGCCUCUACUGUAUAUCCAGCAUCCUGUAGGUUUCCUUGCUUCCCCGCAAGCACCAGGCCAGAAAUUCAUUCCGCAGCCCUGCAGCAGUUGGACCAAACUAGCAUUUCUUGUAUCUGGAGUUAAUUCCUGAAACUGUAAAACUGGCAGCCAUGGAAACCCAACCCAAAGACAUGGAGGAGGGAGAGAAGACCCCUGAAUCCAAGGACUUGCUGCCCAGCCAAACAGCCAGCACUCUCUGCAUCAGCUCACGCAGUGAAUCUGGCUGGAAUGCUGUCCCCCGGAACAAGUGGGAUAUUUAUCACAAGCCAGUUAUUGUAUUGUCGGUGGGUGGGGCUGUUUUCCUCUUCGGUGUGGCUAUCACCAGCCUGACUUGCCUCACCGUAAACAAAACAAACACAAGUGACACAAGCAACAUGACCAAGAAUGCUUUUAAACUCUGUGGACCAGCCUUCCUGUCAAUGGGUCUCAUGCUGCUAGUGUGUGGGCUUGUCUGGAUCCCCAUUAUCCGCAAAAAGCUGCGGCAAAGGCAUCAGUAUCACUUCCUCCAGAGCAUUAAGUCUUUCUUCAUCCACUGAAGACAGCUCUCGGAUUCAGACAGAAGACGAAGAGGGACGUGUUAGCAGGGCUGGGUCGUGCCUUGCUCUGGUGAUCUGCAAGUAAAAUAAACGCUGUCCUAAAAGGGGGCCCACUCCGAUUGCUUCCUCUUCCUCCUGUGUGUCUGUGAUUCACCCAUCCCAAUCGACAUUAUUGGAGGACACUGGGCUCUCUACCAGUGAAUGAAUUUCACAUUUUCCACAUGGAUAUACGUUGCUAGAAAAGUAGGAGCUAAAAUCAGCAGAUCAGAAUCCGGAACAGUUGUUUGGACUAAGCCUGGCUGUGUACAGUAUUUCAUUGUUCAGUACAGUAUAUUGCUUUGUAGGCUACACUGUCUGUAUCUCAUGAACCUGAUUUUGAACAGUAUUUACCAGAAAGCUGAGUCCUGUGCCCAUAAAACCCUCAGUUGUGAGACACUCUGCUACCCUCACUGGGCCUCCUAUUGGUUGUAAACUUCUCCAAGAAAGCAAUUUGAUAUUUUUCCUACAACUCAUAGCUUGGGCAGGGGGUUGUUUAAAAGGCACAUCUCUUUCCAGAAUAUGGCAGUCAGAUGAUUCCAAGACCAUUUCAUUGAUUUUUUUAAAAAAUUCUUAACUAUACUUUUCAUGAAAAGAAGCCAUACUGCAAGCAAACUGUAUAUGAGUAAAUAUUAAUUGCCUCAGGCUUGAGAUGAGAGGAUAGUGUUCGCAGUUUCUUAGAUGGAUUUUGGGCACAGCUCCCAACUUUCAGAUCAGAAGCAAAUGUUAGCAAAAUGAGAGACUAUAUGGACAAAAGUCCUUGAAAUGGUUGCCAUACAGAUGUACUACUGGGAGAAGAGGCAGAUGAUUGGCCUUUAAGGAACUUAGGUGUGUGUAUAGGAUCCCUCUUGCUGUUAUAAGCGAUUGCAACCAUCGUAUUUGACUACUGAUAGUAUUUCUUCAUGCCUUGCUUCCUGUUUGGGGAAAGCAUCUAAACAAAGCCUUUUUAACUGCAAAUCUGGUGGCAACCACUAAAUGGUCUCUAGUAACUAUGCAAUACAACUGUGGGCAAAUGCUGAUGGAGUGGGGUAAAUUCAAGGACAACUAGUAAGAAUCAGGAACUGGCCAAGUGCAGUAAAUUACAUAGGAAUGAUUUUUCAAAUCAUGAACACGUCAACAUUUGAAAUCAUAAGCACCUUAAGAGGUAUAGGUGCCAGCAUUUAAAACAGCUUGCUCCAUCCAUAGGCAUGACUGUUUGUCAUGGAACCCAACCUUUAUGUUAUUAGUGGGGCAUGCCCUUAGCCAGGGAGAAUGAGCAUCACUGGCCAUGUCGUUGUGGCCAUAUGUGAAGCAUAUUUUAUGGAAGGGAUGAUCAAGCCAAGUUCCUCAGUCUCUGAAGACUUCACUGCACCAAGAACAGACACAAGGCGUAAGCAAAGCACUGGUUUGGUGUUGGGGAAGGAAAUUCAAAAUUAUAGGCCUCAGAAAAAAAAGAUGGGAGUGAAAACUGAUCUGCCCAGAGAUCACACGCAUAUUAUCACUGGAACUAUUUCAGAAGCUGCUUCAAAGGUUUCUGGACUAUGCUGACUAUACAGCCCUUAUGAGGAAGCAUUUGGAUAUGUAUGUAGAACAAGUCUGAGGCUAAACCUCAGAGGCCUUAGAUGACUCAUUACAGAAGCCUUAGAUUAAUUUUACAACUGUUUUCAGAAGCAGACUUUCAGAAAUGCUAUCACUCUGCCUCCCAGAUUCAACCAAAGUGCCUCCUUGCAAAGCUGCUUUGUGAAUUCUUUCCCUUUCAAACAGCAUCUCUCAGCCAUUCCUGCUGGCAUUAGUGGAGCCACACAGAGAUAGAGCAUUUGAUUUCCUGGCAUUAUGCUAGCUGAUUCCAAGCAGCCAUUCUGCAUUUCAAUCCAUUUUAGAUUGUGCUUGCAUAGUGCAUGCAUAGGGAAGGGGGAGAGCCUGUUCACUUGAGGAUCAUCUCUGUUCCAUUAUCCCUUGAGUCGCAUUUAGGAUGGACUUUGGUUUGUGCAAUCAGGCUGUAUUUCUCAAGAACUGUGUAGAUAAUGUGGAUACCAGGGAGGCCUUACUCUGUCCAUCACAGAAGGAACUGAGUUGCCCCCUUGCAGUGUAACAUAUGUUCCCUCUUCAAGUUGGUAGAGAGUGGCAGGUCUAAGUGACAUAGACUUACUAGUUCCCAGUCUCUGGGCAUCUCCAGUUGACUAUCAGAACCCUACUUAGGGUUUUACCAAUGUUACUUGAGCCCCCCUCAUUUCAGAGCUGUCAGUGGGUCAUAAGGGCCUCUCCACAUGUGCGGAAACUCAACCAAACAAGUGUGCCUCAGCUAUAUUUUACACUUCAACACAAUGCACCUGUAAUCCCUGAUGCAAUGUCAUGACAUAGCAUAAUACCCCAGCCUCCUGGAACUGAAGCAGGGGUGGCCCUUUCAUGAGGCAGGGUGAGGUAGUUGCCUCAGGCAUGGUGGGGGAAGGGACGCAGGGGGCAGCAAGUCCUGGGUCCCCACUGCCACUCAUGUCACCCCACUAUACACUGCCAGGACACACUGUCCAUUUUCCUCACCCUGCUGGGCGCACCUCUUCUUUUUCCCCUCUGAUUUGAGCUAGGAAUGCCACUAUCUCUGCUGCCUGGUUUGGUGGCACAGCCUGAGUGUGUCCGUGUGUCGUUGCUGCCGCCUUGGCAUUAUGGCCUAAGCAGGUUGAGCACUUGUCCUCAGACUGGGGGGUGGGGGGGUGGGGUAUCGCAUUGGCCUUUGCCUCAGGCAGCAAAAUGUCUUGGGCCACCCAUGAAUUGAAGGAUGGGUAGCCUUGCUGCAGGACAAUAGCCCUUUUGCUAUUAACAACUUAAAAAAACAAGUGGUCUUGAUGGGCACUCUAGCACCAUUUUUGCAAAGCAGGGAAGAGUCUAGCUGGAAGGAAACCUUGCAAAUAUCAUUAUGCAGCAGUGCCAGGGAUAAGAAGACGGUACUGAAAAGAUAUGUAGGUUGGGAAGUCACAGCUAAUGGACACUGAAAUCAAAUGUAAAUAAAACAUGCACAAAACA